Messenger RNA from Procambarus clarkii (red swamp crayfish), 462 nucleotides. NCBI's taxonomy places the organism in Eukaryota, Metazoa, Arthropoda, Malacostraca, Decapoda, Cambaridae. The record is from RefSeq and is a predicted model, not a curated record.
AUGGCUGCUGUUUUUGCUAGCUUGGACUAUGUUGGUGUAGAGGGUCCACAGGUAACAAUGUGGUCUAGAUCGUCGUCAGGUUCUGUUCAUUCAAUCGUUCUUCAUAUUCAAUCCCUCGCAAUUCUGGGACAAAAAGCCUUAUCUCAAACUUCUGAAGCUUUUCUAGGUUCCUUGUGGAAACAACUCCACCCCAAAGACUCCACCCAAAAGACUCCACCCCCAAACACUCCACCUCCAAACACUCCACCCACAAACACUCCACCCCCAAACACUCCACCCCCAAACACUCCCCCAAACACUCCACCUCCAAACACUCCACCCACAAACACUCCACCCCCAAACACUCCACCCCAAAACACUCCACCCACAAACACUCCACCCCCAAACACUCCACCCCAAAACACUCCACCCCCAAACACUGCACCCCAAGACACUCCACCCACAAACACUCCACCCUCUUAG